Molecule: messenger RNA, 2316 nt
Organism: Paramuricea clavata
Lineage: Eukaryota; Metazoa; Cnidaria; Anthozoa; Malacalcyonacea; Plexauridae
Source: the annotation of a GenBank genome assembly
AUGAUUACUUUAGGUAAUUAUAUCAUUGAGGUGGGUCCAAUAGUUCCAACACAAAAUCUUGCAGCAAAAUAUAAAGAAAUUAAAGGGAGUACGGCAAAACGUAUUACAUCUUCAAGUAUGCUUCGGUUAAUGGCUAAACAUUUAAACGUCGCUCAAAUAUAUAUUAAUGGUACAGGCUAUAUUUUGGAGAAUCCCGGGAAGGAAAUGCUCGAUUUGUUUGGAUGCUUGGAAAAUAUAAAACAGAAAGUUGAGAAAGUCGUUGGUGAUGACUUUGGCAUAAUAUGCGAGUAUCUGGACAGCAAACGCGAUAGGGAUACAUUAAAAGCUAUAUUAACACAAUUAACCAGUUCAACAUUUAUGGCGAAGUUGGCAAAUGUUCAAGAUAAACGUGCUUUUCAGCGUGCAAAACAUCGAGUUACUGCGAACAUCCAGGCUUUUAAAGAAAUGAAGAAGGAAGUGGAAGAAAGUGUGGAAUUGAUGGGUGAAGCUGGAAGAAGAAAGAAGUACAGACUUCUUCAGAAGAUGAAACUCGAAAAGCUUCGUCAUGUCUUUGAAGGUAGGGGGAGAAUGCUAAAAUGCGAAGAAUUUCCUGAUUUGGCAGCAGUCAUGGAAUACGCAUUCGGUGAAUCUGAUCGUAUUGAAAGAGGUGGUGGUGGCUUGGAAAGUCACCCUAGAUUGACUGAUACUGUUCUAUAUCGUGCAGCGGACAGUAACACAAUCAUGAAAGACGCAAGGGAGACUGUGUUAGCUUUAGCACCAAAUGAAUUUGACAUAAGCCUUUCUUCGUGCUUUAAUUAUACACAAAAUUACAAAGAAGGCACUUACCAAGCGACGCGUCAUCACUCCGGUAGAGGAAUAAAUGCAUGCAUUUCCCUCCAUAAACCUCCUCGCAUCGGUGUCGAGAAAUUUGUUGUUAACCUUCGAUGGUCGUCUCAGAAUGUAAAUAUUUCCAUGGAUUUUGCACACUUACACUCGGACAACGUCAUGAUUGAUUCUAAAGAUGCAAAAGCCAAAGUCCAGGCAGAUGUUUCACCCGUACAGAAACCUGGGAAAACCUGGAAAAAAAUUACUCUUCCCGAUCAUGAUUGGAGUGCAGCAGCCCAUAACUCUGUUACUCCAAUGACACAUUUAUUCAUGGAGACGGAAAUGAACCUUGACGAUUCAACUGACGCAGAGCAGCAUUACACAGUUACAAGAACUGGUACAGCAGCAAUAUUAAUAAAUUUAUCACACUUCGAACCAGAAACUGUUCAGAGAGCUUUUAACGAAAUAUUUUUACUUUUGGCAAAUCCUGCAUUGGAUCAAUAUUUCCGUAAUCCUGAAACGGGAAAAUUAAAGGAACAUUUUAUUUUCGUGGUCGAUAAUGGUCCAUCUGAAGCACCUUCACACCCUAUGGUAAAAAUGUGGUUGGCCCGUAUGCUCUUGGUCCUGCAGCUAAAGUCGAUUACCCAGAAGUCGUUUGCAGAAUACCACAGCAAACGAAAUCCAGUGGAGCGAGUUCACUCUGUGGAGAACCGUGCCUUAUCCAAUGAAGUUUUUACAAGUACGGGUGUGCAUAAAGAAUACGAAAAAGGUGAUCAGCAGCACCUAGAAAAUAUGGAAUUUAUGGUGGGAGAAGUUGUAAAGUGUUUACAGAAGGCACAAUAUGGUGGAAAGCCAAUAUCAAGUCAGCGUGGUAUUGGCAAUGAAGAUAAUUUUGUUUUCGAUGACGAAAUUAAACUUUUAAACUUUCUGAGUCGCAGUGAGAAACUAAAGAACGAGAACAACGAACACUAUUCACCUAAGAAGAACAAUCUUUGGCAGGAAGUAGCGUUAAUCUGGAAUUUAAAUGUGGAUUUCAUUGGAUGCUACCGAGAAGACUACCAAAGACUCGAAAAUACAUUUGAUGAAGAGGGAGAGCAAACUUGCUGGGCAAGCAAAUAUGCAACAAUCAUUGCAAACCCAGAUAUUUUAGACGAGUACAAAGAACUUUUGGUCGCUCAACCAAUACCUGACUACGUGAGGUGGUAUAACACUGGAGGGGAACUUCAUUAUAUUCCAUUGGAAAAACUACUUGAUUUAAAUACUAACGUCAUUGAUUCUACACCAGCUGCAUUUCUCCCCUCAAACAUUUUGGACAUAUGUUUUAAAAUAUUUAAACACGACGUUGAAAGCAUUAUACCUAGCAUUGCAUUGCUCAGUUGGUGUACAGAAGAUGAAGUAAAACAACACUUCGCUGAUUUUUCGUACAAACUGGACAAAUCGUUGAAAAUGAUAAAGAACGGGAAUUUUGGAGGCAUCAAGACCUUUAUAAGACUAAAGACAAAGCAUCAUUAA